UGAUAUGUCCCUGCUCUGCCACUUCCCCUUCCCAUCCUGUUCCAUUUCAACCUGUGUCCUUACUUCCUUACCUCCUCUUCUCUGGGGAGGUAGCCAUAAAGAGAUUCAGCAUUUCAGCUUCUCCAUGGAGUCAUCUCCAAAUCGAAAGAGUGAAAUAAAUGAAGUGUUGUUAUUUCGGUUGCACGAUUAGUACAUGAAACACAAUUACAUCAAAGUCUACAAUUUUCGAAGAUUAAAGCAAAGUAACUAGUAUCCAUUAACUUUUAAAAGGCAGUAGCCCCUAGUUCCCGCCACACCACUCCAUCAAACCUCUUGAAAUUUCAGUAAGCUCUUAGGAUACGGGAACAGAGACAGAAUGAGCAGAGCUUCCCUGGAGCUGGAGCGAAAGAUCCUCCGCCUCCUCCACGGCCAGAAAACCCGAAAAAACAUCUGCGAAAUCCAUGCCCAUUUCCUUCGUCAAUGCCUUCACCAAUCUAACCAAAUCCUUUCCCACUUUGUCUCUGUUUGCGGUCACCUCAACAAAAUGGACUAUGCGAAUCUUGUGUUUUUGCAGACCCACAACCCCAAUAUUUUGCUCUUUAACUCUAUGAUCAAAGGGUACUCUCUUAACGGUCCCUUUGAAGAAGCUAUUGCCUUGUUUUCUUUACUUAAAACUCGCGGGAUUUGGCCUGAUGAAUACACGUUUCCGCCAUUGCUCAAGGCGUGUUCGGGUCUUGGUGAUGUAAGAAUCGGGGAAUGCACACAUGGGCAAGUUAUUAAAUCUGGGUUCGAGCGUUUUGGCUCGGUUCAGAUUGGGGUUGUGGAAUUAUACAGUUCUAGCGGAAGAAUGGACGAAGCAAAGAAGGUGUUCGAUGGAAUGUGUCAAAGGGAUGUGAUAGUUUGGAAUUUGAUGAUCCGUGGGUUUUGUAAGAGAGGUGAUGUUGAUAUGGGGUUAAAUUUAUUUAGGCAGAUGAGUGAAAGGAGUGUUGUUUCAUGGAAUUCAAUGAUUUCUUGCUUGGCGCAGAGUGGGAGGCAGAGUGAAGCUUUGGCACUUUUUCAGGAAAUGAGGGGGCUGGGGUUCCAACCUGAUGAGGCUACUGUGGUUAUUGUGUUGCCUAUUUGUGCUCAUUUAGGGGCUGCCGAUGUUGGGGAAUGGAUUCAUUCUUAUGCUGAAUCAAGUAGGCUUUAUCAAAAUGUGGUUUCUGUGGGAAAUGCAUUGGUGGAUUUUUAUAGUAAAUGUGGAAAUUUGGAAACUGCCCUUUGGAUUUUCAAUGAUAUGCCUUGUAAAAACGUUGUGUCUUGGAAUGCGAUGAUCUCUGGUCUGGCUUUUAAUGGGAAGGGGGAGCUUGGGGUGAAGUUGUUUGAGGAGAUGAUGAACAAAGGUGAGAGGCCUAAUGAUGCGACUUUUACAGGGGCGCUAGCAUGCUGUGCUCAUGCGGGGUUGGUUGAAAAAGGGCAAGAGUUGUUUGCUUCAAUGAGCAAAAUUUACUACAAUGAUCCUAAACUUGAGCAUUAUGGAUGCAUGGUUGACCUCCUUGCACGCAGCGGAUGUGUGAGAAUGGCUUAUGACCUGAUUACAAGCAUGCAUAUUGCACCAAAUGCUACUUUAUGGGGUGCUUUGCUCAGUGCUUGUCGUACUCAUGGUGAAUCACAGCUUGCAGAACUUGCUGUUAAAGAGCUUAUCAAUCUUGAACCAUGGAAUUCGGGUAAUUAUGUAUUGUUGUCAAAUAUUUAUGCAGAGGAAGGGAGAUGGGAUGAAGUAGAGAAGCUAAGAGUACUGAUGAGGGAAAAAAGUGUCAAGAAAGCAAUGGGACAAAGCGCAACAGGGUGAUUAUACCAUCUUUGUAGACUAUGGUUGUGAGAAUUAUAAAAUCUGAAUCUGUCUUCCUUUCCCUCUUUGUAAACUUUACAAUCUCGGUAGGCACCAGAAAAGUCAGAAUUCCCAGGAAGGAUUGGUCUAAUCCUGAUUCAUUAAUAAAGGGGAGCUGAAUCAUCUUCAGAUUAAUUACUUCACUUGGAAAUUUGCAAGUCCUCAAGCUUGCAGUCGAAGAAGGGCAAAUAUCAGAAAGGAUGGAAAGGAAGAGAUGCUGCGGAAGUAGCUAUGUGUCCAGAUCAUGUGUCUCGACAACAAAGAAGGAACCUGCUGUGGUGACUCUGAAGGAGGAGGAAGAUGUGAAACCAGAAAUCCCCAAGGGAAAUGUUCAGGCUGCUGUUCCUGCUACCGUGGUGAAACCUCCAAAGGUUGAAGAGAAAGAGCUUGUUAAGGCCAAGUUUGGUAGUGAUGCAUGUAACUAGUCAAAAUUAAGUCUGGAAACUGGAUUCUGGGGUGGUGGGGGGUUCAUUACAUAUGAUUUUAUAGGUCUAACAAAUACCCCUCAGACAAUAAAUAGCAAUUUUAGUUUAAUCUCUCUCUCUCUCUCGCUCUUUGUGUUCCAAAUUCAUUAUUUAAAAACCUGUUAAUGUUUGUUUCUGCAAAGUUGGAGGGUAAGAGAUCUGAAAUUGUUUCUGUGAAUG
This is a messenger RNA of Theobroma umbraticum, 2493 nucleotides long. RefSeq names its product Tetratricopeptide repeat (TPR)-like superfamily protein. Gene Ontology annotation, biological process: RNA modification. The record is from RefSeq and is a predicted model, not a curated record. Lineage: Eukaryota; Viridiplantae; Streptophyta; Magnoliopsida; Malvales; Malvaceae. Gene Ontology annotation, molecular function: RNA binding; protein binding.